UAAAACUUGGAUGCCUGAUAGUGCAAGCAAAGCAAACAGUGCACACCACCUCCUUUUCUUUCUUUUUAUUUUUGGCUUUUAUCAACCCUAUUAACUCGUUUCUAUUCCCUCUCUGUCUGCAAAAGAUUUGUGCUUUUCAUCUCUCUCUCUCUCUCUCUCUCUCUCUCUCUCUCUCUCUCUUCUCUUGCUUUUUUACCCUCUCUCUCCUCACCACCCCCUCUAUAAGCUCACUCCUAAGCCUGCUUCACUAGCAAACUCUCUCUCUCGCGCUCUGUGCUAAACUGGGUCAUCCUCAGCCUAGGAAGCUGUUUGUGCUCAGAAGUCACAAAUGAUGCUCGUAAUAAACUUUAGAUGGUUGGUGAAGUGUGAGCGCUGAUCCCCACUGCUCUGCUUGGUUUUGGGAAGCGGGAAGAAGAUAUUUGUUAGGAGUGAGAGAGAGAGAGGGCUUGGUUGUGUCCCACCUGUUUAGCACUAGUUAAUUUGACUAAUUAUCUUCUUCUUCUUCUUCUUCUUCUUCCCACGCGCAUGCCCUUCCCAUGUUGACCUUCUGUGUUCUGAAACGAUGAACUAGGGUUUUGUUUUUGUUUAGUCCUUUUAAAGUGCAAGAUUUUCUAGAAGUCUUGCGAGAAAGCAGAACCCUUUUUGGGCUUAAUCAUUGUUAAAACCUCUUCCGUCUUUCUUCUCCUGUGUUUUGCUUGCUUGCCCCUUUUUGUCUCCAGACAAACGAACCGAGACCCCAUUAAUAAAAAAGCCAUAAUUAUAGCAUAGGCUCACGCUAGCUAGAGAGAGAGAUAUAGAGAGAGAGAACUUAUGGAGCUUCCAAGUCAAGAUGGGGAUAUCCCAAUCCCCAUAAACAGCAGCUUUGGUGGGGGUCAUGGAGGCCACUUGAUUCAUCAACCACAACAGCACGACCCUUCUUCUGCAAUCCCAUCACACAACAACCACAUCAACCUCCCUCGCAUACCCACCAAUGCCCCUCCUCCUCCACAACCACCGCCACCGCCACCGCCACCUCCUCUGGAGGAGCCUCAGCCUCAGCCUCAGCACCAGCAGCAUGUGAUGCCCUACAAGAAGGUGGUGGUCAAGUACAAAGAGUGCCUCAAGAACCAUGCAGCCUCCAUGGGAGGGACUGCCAUGGACGGGUGCGGCGAGUUCAUGCCCAGCGGAGAGGAAGGCACCAUCGAAGCCCUCACCUGCUCAGCCUGCAACUGCCACAGGAACUUCCACAGGAAAGAAGUUGAGGGUGGUGGUGGUGAUGAUCAUGACCCUCAAUGGUACAACCAGACCGCACCGCACAACCUGAUGAGCAAGCCUGGGAGGAAAUUUAUCAUGGGCCAUCAGAUCCACCCCAAGAAUGUCAAUGUGCUGGGGGGUCAUGAGCCUCCUCCUCCUCCUCAUCAUCAUCAUGGGUUAGUCUACCCUACAGCUGCAGGCACUCUCAUCUCCUCAAGAACACCUCCACCACUCCACCACCAGAUGAUCAUCCCUUACAGCAUUGGAGCCCACUCCCACUCGGGCCCCUCCGAGUCCGAUGAGCACGAGGGCGGCGGCGGGGCAGCAGCAAUUCGGGCGCCCCACCACCAGGCGGUAAAGAAGAGGUUCAGGACAAAGUUCACACAGGAGCAGAAGGAGAAGAUGUUCAACUUUGCGGAGAAGGUGGGUUGGAAGAUCCAGAAGCAGGAGGAGUCCGUGGUUCAGCAGUUCUGUCAAGAGGUUGGAGUGAAGAGGAGAGUGCUCAAGGUGUGGAUGCACAACAACAAGCACAACCUUGCCAAGAAGAACCCCUCCAACAAUAACACGCCCAGUUCAUUAAAUUAAAUUAGUCAGAACUAUAUGGAUUUGCAUAUACAUAUGUGGGUUUAUGAUAAUGUUCAGUUUGGUGUUACCUUUAUGUUUUGAAGUGAGCCAGAUUUCUUUGUGUCAGCUAAGAGUCAGAAAUGAUCAGCAUUACUGUUUUUCCAUUUUAGAGAGAGUUUGUCUUAAUCAAUCCCCCAGGAUCUGAAGAUAUAUUUGUGUAGCUUUACUAAUUAUAUUGUCAUUGUCCUGCCUUAAUCAUAAGAUGUGGAGUUUUUUUGCUUA
This is a messenger RNA of Rhodamnia argentea, 2079 nucleotides long. Its product is annotated as zinc-finger homeodomain protein 4-like. The record is from RefSeq and is a predicted model, not a curated record. NCBI's taxonomy places the organism in Eukaryota, Viridiplantae, Streptophyta, Magnoliopsida, Myrtales, Myrtaceae. The coding region runs from base 811 to 1818 and encodes 335 amino acids. Gene Ontology annotation, biological process: regulation of DNA-templated transcription; regulation of developmental process. The transcript has 2 exons. Gene Ontology annotation, molecular function: DNA-binding transcription factor activity; transcription cis-regulatory region binding. Gene Ontology annotation, cellular component: nucleus.